UGACACUCUGGAACGCUGGAAAUGGCUUAUUGAUGCCGAGUUAUUUUAUCCAAUAUUUCUAGAUUUUUGCAGUAGAAAGCCAUUUAAAAAAACACAUAAAAUGUCAAUUUCAGCCAAUAUAAGCGUCGAAGCUCCAAUUGAAAAUCAAAUUCAAGAGAUCGCCUACGAUGGGACUGAAAUAUAUCAACUACCGCCUACAUUGUCAGAACAUUUGGCAAAAUGUGCAGCAAAAAUUGAUUUUAGCAAAACCGCCAACGAUAUCGACUUAGUUCAGCAAAGUAUAAAAAAGGAAGAUGAAAAGAAGGACGACGAAUCGAAAGACUCAGCUGCUCUGUUUCAGUCAAGUCUAUGGCCAUGGGAUUCAGUUCGCAACAAGUUGAAGGAAGCCUAUACGGAAGUUUGCGUUCUGUCGGAUGUGCUUUCAAUUGCCAAGGAGAAACGUUUCAUGGUACUGGACCCUAUUCCGCAAGAUCCACCGGAGGUUAAACCGAUGGUACAAGUUUAUGCGAGAAAGAAAGCUUUGGCUAGCGCUGCUAACAUAUUAUUAACUGGAGCCGAACGACUAAAAACAGCUCACACAGAUCAAGGAGGAGCUCGUAGUAUUCCCGAUUUCCACAUUGAGUUGCUUAGAUUACGGAGAAACUGGCGCUUGAAAAAGGUAUCGAAUACUAUUAUUGGGGAUCUGAGUUAUCGAACGGCCGGAUCCAGAUUCAUGCACCCUGGCAUGUUCGAGGUAACAAAGGCGGAGGAUGAAGAAUCGAGUGAAGAAGGCAGCAGCGGCCCGACCACUAUCGGUGGAAUACCUCCAGGGCCAAAAAUAAAUUCGGCAUUAAGAGUUAAUGUACCCACUGAGCUACAGGGAGUCGCAUUCAUUAAAGUCAUCACUCAGAAGGACCAGGAAGAUUUAUGCACAGCUACUGUCAAUAUGAUGGGAUCUACACAGUUGCACAGUUCCCAGGCUGGGGCGUGGCAACAAACUUUAGAGUUCGCACAGAAUGUUUUGUUCUGCAAGGAGCUAUUCAAUCAGCUUGCUAGAGAAGCUGUUCAGCUGCAAGCGCCAAUACCGCAUGUAGUAGUCGGUAACCAGAUUCGGGCGACAUUAUUACCUGGAAUUCAAUUGAUAAUAUCGCUAUGUCACUCAACGUCUUCUGAUUCGAAUAACAGUUCGGAACCUAUCAAGGAUCACGAUCAUGUUUUGGAACAUUCCCUGCACCAGUUGCUUCGUGAGUUCCAUCAUAAAAAUACCCACCAUCCAUUUCCGCAUCCCGCCAGCGCUCCACUUGGGCCGAGUAAGAAACGUAUGUUGGCAGGACCGUCGGCCUUCGAUCGAUACGAGUUAUUAGAGAUGACUAAAUCGCAAACCCUAUUGGAACAGAUCAUCGCUCAAGCUCAACAUAUAUUUACCCGUCGCAGGGCUCAGUACGUUCUCGACACAUUGGCGAAAGACGUCAAAGACCCUCAAAUCACAUCCCACUGGAACGCUAUGAAUAGCCCCACCAUGUCAUGUGUUAAAAUUAAUAUUACUUCACACGGAUACGACGCCAAUUUGCGGACAUCGUUGGUCAUCCAUGUGAAGGAACGCUCUCUCAAGUGUAUUUGUCGAGAUGGACGUAUCAUGCACAUGUCUUACGAAAUGCAGGAGUUACGUGAUCUGAUCUAUUGCCAAAUCAGUCAGCAUCAGAUUAUUUGCCUCCAGAAUCUGGCCAAGUGCAUGGCUUGGCAAAUCUCGUCCAACAGUAGCCAUCUGGGCAUCGGUUCAGUGGAACCACUGGGUAAUGCCAGCUCAUGUGUACUCGCAUCACCGAACAGCGAUCGCCUGGUUGCGGUACAGGUACGGUGCGAUCCACAGAUUGAUGUGAAAGUGUACAUUGCCCAAAGUCCAGGAAAAGAUUUUUUCCCCGGGUCGUUAGUUCAAGGGCGUCACUGGGAACAUCUGGGAGGGCACUUUAAAGAGGUCCGUUUCGACAAAAUGGAGGGAAAGAAUUUUCACAACAAAAUGGAAUUCCUUAUGGCUAGCUUGACCAGCCAGUCCUAACCAAUACUGGAGAGGCUGUUUUUAGACGACGCGGUUUCGAACAAUGAAAGUAUGCAGAACCACCACUCUGAUUUGGUAAAUCACUUUACCCUAGAGCUCGGCAGCUCCCGAAUGGAUUGAAAAGAUAUGGUAAUUUGCCAGAAAAUGUAACCAUCUUGCGAGAUGCCAAUUAAAAAAACAGUUUCAACAGAAUAAGGGAACAAUGUUCAUUUACAUUUAAUUAUCUGCAACACCAUCCUCUGGACGUAUUGUGGAAAAGUCUUCACCAUCUCAUUCAGAAAUUAUUACGUAAAGAUAAAAUAUAUUACAAGAAUACACGUAGCAUAUAAAACAUACCUAAUUACCAAG
Molecule: messenger RNA, 2383 nt
Organism: Wyeomyia smithii (pitcher-plant mosquito)
Lineage: Eukaryota; Metazoa; Arthropoda; Insecta; Diptera; Culicidae
Gene: MED17
Product: mediator of RNA polymerase II transcription subunit 17
Exons: 3
Coding region: 101-2035 (644 amino acids)
Biological process (GO): regulation of transcription by RNA polymerase II
Cellular component (GO): mediator complex; core mediator complex
Molecular function (GO): transcription coregulator activity
Source: RefSeq, a predicted model, not a curated record